GUGGCGCUGGUGGCAGGGAAUGGUGUCCUUGGCAAGACGGUUCAGGAUGGAUUUGGUGCGGCUGCUCAGUUCAACGGUCCCAGUGGCUUAGUCAUUACUAAAGACAACAAUUUUUUGUAUGUAGCCAAUCAAGGCAAUCAUGUCAUCGUAGAGAUAGAUAUCAAUGCUGGGUCAAUGAGAACUGUGGUCGGAACAGCGGGAAACGCAGCGUGCUCGAGCGGUGUCGGGCCAGCGGCGGGGCUUAACGUCCCUGCAUACAUUAUCCUCUCACCAGAUGAACAAUAUCUUUUUGUCUCCGUUUGGAGUUGUCAUAGAAUUGCGAUGAUAAGACGAUCUGACUGGUCGAUGACGUUUGUCGUCGGUUCGGGGACCGGGGGUUAUGCAAACAAUGCGGUUGCGUUGAGUGCACAACUUUAUAAUCCAGCUGGUAUGGCGUACAAUGGUGACUUUACUGAGUUGUACGUUACAAGUUAUGCAAGUUCGUGGGUGCAGUCGCUUUCGGGCGCAUCCGGCUAUGUCAAGCGGGUUCGAGGUGGUGGCGCUGGAGGCGGGAUUGACGGCGUGGGAUCUUCUGCGAGGUUUGAGAGACCAACUUCGGCUGCGUACAGU
Guillardia theta CCMP2712 is the source of this 609-nucleotide messenger RNA. RefSeq lists its product as hypothetical. The annotation marks the transcript as partial. The record is from RefSeq and is a predicted model, not a curated record. NCBI's taxonomy places the organism in Eukaryota, Cryptophyceae, Pyrenomonadales, Geminigeraceae. The transcript is spliced from 4 exons.